UCUAAUCAAUCAAGAUAUUUAUCGGACUUAUCGGAAGUGAAUUGGUGUAUUGUGGUUUUUGUUGUGCCGAGUUAUUAAAUUAAGGAACAAUGGUGCACUAUUUGAGCUUGACCGCUGUAUUUAAUUAUUUGGAGGCUACACCAAAUAAUAGGUGUAUAAUUGAAGGUGAACAAGUACUCAAUAGUAAGCACCUAAUCUUAGUGGGCAUAAUAGAUGGUAAAAUAAAUAAUGACGGUGUUUUUUGCUUUAUGAAAAUAAUGGCCCUUCGCCUUCAAACGAGCGUUCUAUUGACCCCAUGAGAUAUGUGGUUGGCUAGAAUUGGACUCUUCAACUGACCUGUGGAAAAUAAAUCCAUUUGAAUGUUCCUGUAAAGCUGGAGCUUCUGGAAAAUGCAAGCAUGUUUCUGCAACACUGCUACAUUUCACAAGGUUGUAUUCAUUCAAAGUUCUAGUGGCAUGAAUCAAGCCCCUGCAAUUGAAUUUGGUGCUAACCAGCACUAAUUAGUUUUUCUUUUCUCUGCUUCUUUGUUCUGAUUUUAGGGUAGAUCUUCAAACAUUGGAAAAGUUAUCAGGAACAGAUAUUGAGUGUUAUUGGAAAUCCCAAAAAAAAACAAAUACAAGAGUACAAGGCCUGUCCAAUAAGGGAUAUAAAAUGUUGUUUCAAGUCCAACUAAAAAAUUAUUGGGCAACUCAGUGAAGCAGGCCAGAAACAAUGUGCUCAGCUUUUAAUUGCAAAACAUGGUUGUAGUGCGCUUAGUAAACACAAGAAAGGACGGAGGGUAUUAUCUGCCAACAGCAAUCAAGUCUGUGAUGAAUCAAUCCCUGAUGCGCUGAAACAGCUUGUGGAAGCAAUAGGCAAUUCAACGUUCUUACCAGAUUUGAAACUUAAAGCAGGAAAUUUCAAUUCAAGAGAUUGUUGUAAGUCCACUUACUCAAGUUUGUGUAAAGUGGACAUUCUCAAUGUCAUGAGAUCAUGCUUCAAUGGAAGUGAAGGAUGGAAAUUUCACAGAAAAUAUAGGUUGACAGGUUCAAGAUGUUACUCCAUCUUCACAUAUGAUAAAGGAGAUUGGGAGAAUAAAAGCCUGAAGUAUUUCCAUCCGAAGGAAUUUACGAACAAAUUUGUUCAGCAUGGAAUAGACCAUGAAAGGGAAGCACGAGAAUGCUACAAAUCCAAGCUAGGAUAUCCUGUUAUAGAAACAGGAUUCAUUAUCUGUAGCAGAUAUCCUUGGCUUGGCUUUUCUCCGGAUGGCGUUAUUUUCCGCGAAGGCAAACCUUUUAGAUUGCUAGAAAUAAAAUGUCCAUUUGUUGGGAGGACCAAAGAUGCUGCUUAUUUCGUUGAAGAGUGCGAUUAUUUAGAAAUCACUGCCAGCGGCCUCAAAUUGAAGAAUAAUCAUGCCUAUUAUCCAACUGGGCAUAGGCUUGUUGAACUUGGAAGGCUGUUAUUUUAUUGUAUAUUCAAGUCACUCAAAAUCUUUCUUGAAUGUUUUUGUUCCAUUCAAUGAAGAUUUCACAAGAAAUUUGAUUAAUGAAAUUACAUAUAAUUAUUUCAAGCAUAUGUUACAUACAAUUUGUGAUAAUAAAU
Molecule: messenger RNA, 1581 nt
Organism: Coccinella septempunctata (seven-spotted ladybird)
Lineage: Eukaryota; Metazoa; Arthropoda; Insecta; Coleoptera; Coccinellidae
Exons: 5
Coding region: 965-1501 (178 amino acids)
Source: RefSeq, a predicted model, not a curated record